UUGUCUGCGACGAACCUGGCCACGUACCACCACUUACAGUGCGACCUCUACCUUCAUUCCGUCUACCACCGCGCUCCCGUCUCUGCGUUGACCGCCAACAAGGAUGGCAAAGGCCACACCCCCGCCCCCCGCCCGGGCGCCACCUCCCGCGCCCACUUCUCCCGCGGGCUCAAGUGGGAGCACGACCUCCUCCACGCGCUCGACCGCGCCAACCAGCUCCUGACUAUUCUCUCGGUCCCCGUUCCACACGACGGUCUGAUCGCUACCAUCGACUGCGACGAGCGCGACCACUUUUACAUUGCCAAUGCCUCCUUUUGGCCGCCUCAGCGUGCCCUCGACGCACUUUACGCCCAAGCCGGUAUCUCAAAUCCCGUCCGCUUCGGUCUUGCCAAGCCGGAUCUCAUCGAAGUCAAGCGCGCUGAGGGGGUGACGACCUGGCGAGUCAUCGACGCCAAGUCAAGCGCGUCCGUCAAGACCGCGCACCACGUCCAGAUCUACUUCUACCAUCUCUGCUUAUCACAUAUCCUCCCGGGCUCCUACGUCCCCGCGACCACAGCGGGCGUCUGGCUUCCAUCCUCUCCGCCCUCCGCCUCCUCCCUCGUUUCAACACCCAUCGCGCUCCUCGCGUCCUCACUCCGUCCCUUCCUCUUCUCCCGCCUCCCGCGCCUUCUCGCCCUUCCCGCUGCCGACGUAUCUUGGCACCUCAACCCUCUUUGCCGCACCUGCCCGUACGAGCCUGCCCAUCGCACCCGUGCUCUGACCGAAGGCGCUAUCGGCGCCAUCCCCAACGUAAGCGUCGCUGAUAAAGGCGCCCUCGAGCGACUCCUCGGCGCCGCCCGAGCCCGCGACGCCAAACUCGGUAUUGGCGACAUCGAAGACCUACAUCUUCUGUUCUCCAACCCGAACGCCGUGGACGCGCUCGAGCGCGCGUUCCCGAGCGGUGUCAAGAGCGCCAAGCGGAUCCUCGGCGUACCCUCGCGGACCCGCCCACAUACGUCGCCAAAUCCGAGCGCGGUACUCGAAGCCGCGCUCACGCGCACCGUCCAAGUCAUCCCCCGGCGCAGCUUCACUCUUCCUGUCGCGGAAGACCUCGCACUCGUACUCUCCCUCGUUCUCGACCCCGCCACCGACGGCGUCGCCCUCUUUUCCCUCUCCCUCUUUCCUUCGCCUGUGGUCACUCUCCCAUCCAGACUACUCGAUCAGAUGGGCAAGGCCGCACAACUCGUGCCCGCGCUCGCCGCCACCAUCCGCGCCACCCUCGCCCUCGGGCAAGUCGUCCGUGCGCAGUUUUACGUCUUCUCGUCUCAGGAACGCACCGCGCUGCAGCGGCACCUUAUCGACGCUGCCCUUGUCGCGGGUUCAGACAAGACUGGGGAUGAUAAAGGCCCGACCGACGAUGAGGAUGACGUCCGCCUAUGCAUCGCUGCCCUAUGCGAAGGCGCCUCGCUCCUCGCGACCGCCUUUCAGCCCCUCAUCCUCUCCGGCGCGCUCCUCGACUUCCUCUCGCGCAAAGGCACGCGCACCAAGGCCGAGCUUCGCACUUGCCUCCGCCGCAUGGGUGUUACCGACCUCGCGCGGACAGAGACGGUGGAGCGCCUCCGCUUGCGUGUGGCGGAGGAGGUCGAGCGGCUGAAACAGCUUGGCGGGCGCGCGCAGCCUGACUCCGACGACGGAGCAGGGACCGCCGGCAAGGAAAUAGGCCAGCUGCCGCUCGUCGUCGUGCUCAAGCGCGAGAUCGAGCGGCUCGUCGCGUUGCCCGUGCCGGGAUACUGGGAUCUGCCGGAGUGCGCCGUCGCGCUGCUCGGAUCCGCUGCCGCGUACGCGAGCGACGACGAAAUCUUCGCGUCCUACGACGCCGGGCGCACGGUGGAGGCCGAGGGGACGCUGCGCAAGCGGAACGAAGGCAUCAAGCGCGUGCUGGACGCAGUGAGGGCUCGUAUCACCAAGGAGGGACGGCAGCUGCUGGUCAACGAGGCAAAGCCGCUCUCCGCAGAGUUCAUGGAUUUGUGCGAGCAGCCGCAUAUACGCAAGUUGUUCUACAUGCAACAGUUCGAGGUGCUAGCGAAGCUCAGCGAGCUGUGGCGCAACCGCGUCGACGGAUGUCCAGAUGCACCGGUACUGGAGCACAUCUCCUCGUCGUCAUCGAGUGCAGGCGGCACUUUGCAUACAUUCCGCCUCUUAUCCGGCACGCUCGACGCCCCCGGCGGUGACAAGCCACACGCUCCGGACCAACAACGCUCCUUCUUCGACUUCCUGCUCGCCCCGGACGACGACUCUGAAGGGUCCGACUCCGAUAUCCCACCGGAAGCUCUCUUUGACGACCUGCCGGUGAUGGGCAUGGUCUUCCCGCUCAAUCGCUGGACGCGGCCGCGGUGGGAUAUGCAGCCCGCCAGGGUUCGGCGCUCGCUGCUCGUUGCAGACGUGCGCGACAUCACCAUCGACGCCGACGGGAUGCACACGCGCGUGACGCUGUGUACGUGGGGUGAGCGCGCCGCGCAGCCUGGCGUAGGGCGGCGGUACCGGCUGUCGCCGCGCCUGGUCGAUUUUAACCUGACGAAGGCGUUAUCCACGCUGCUCGAGCUCGACAUGCGAUGUGCUGGCGAGGGCGGCGAUGAUGACGAGGGCGAUGGCGUACCGCCAUUCGUACAGCUCAUCUCGGACCCCCGAGCGCUUGCACUCGAGCAAGCACCCGAAGGAGCACGACUCGGCUCGCGGUUCCUGCGGCGGGAACACGCGAUCCAGCGCACGUUCAGGGAAAGAGCGGAUCUUGGUACUGAGGAGGCGCGAACGCUGCUGCUCAAAGCAUCGCAGCGGCAAGCCACGCGCCGGAUCCUCUCCAGCCGGCUCGCGGUGGUGUGGGGACCACCAGGG
This is a messenger RNA of Punctularia strigosozonata HHB-11173 SS5, 2871 nucleotides long. RefSeq lists its product as uncharacterized. NCBI's taxonomy places the organism in Eukaryota, Fungi, Basidiomycota, Agaricomycetes, Corticiales, Punctulariaceae. The annotation marks the transcript as partial. The record is from RefSeq and is a predicted model, not a curated record. The transcript is spliced from 3 exons.